Molecule: messenger RNA, 897 nt
Organism: Chaetomium globosum CBS 148.51
Lineage: Eukaryota; Fungi; Ascomycota; Sordariomycetes; Sordariales; Chaetomiaceae
Exons: 1
Coding region: 1-897 (298 amino acids)
Molecular function (GO): oxidoreductase activity
Source: RefSeq, a predicted model, not a curated record
AUGUCUAAAAGCGUCGCCGUCGCAAGCCACGCCGACUUCAACCGCAACUCGCUGUUCGACCUCAAGGGCCGUGUGGCCCUUGUAACCGGCGGCGGUUCGGGAAUCGGGUUGAUGAUUACCCAAGCACUUGCAGCCAACGGCGCCAAAGUCUACAUCGUCGGGCGCACACGCGAGAAGCUCGACAAGGUAGUCGAAACCUACAACAAAGACAUCGAGGGCUCCAUCAUCGCGCUGCAAGGCGACGUGACCAAGAAAGACGAAGUGGCCCGCCUAGUCAAAGAAGUCGAGUCCCGCGAACCAUGCCUCUGCAUUCUGGUCAACAACGCCGGCAUCUCCAGCGAGACGGUGCAGCCCGAGUCCGGGUCCGCCACCGAGAUGAAACAAAACCUCUUCGACACGUCCAAGUCCACCACCCAAGACUGGCUGGCCACCUACGAAACCGACGUCGUCUCCCUCUACUUCACCACCGCCGCCUUCCUCCCGCUGCUGCAAAGGUCGUCGGAGCGGCACCCGCACUGGUCCGGCACCGUCGUCAACAUCACCAGCAUCAGCGGGCUGAUCAAGACGGCCCAGCACCACUUUGCCUACAACGCCGCCAAGGGCGCCGCCCAGCACCUCACGCGCAUGCUGGCCGCCGAGGUCGCCGCCGCCGGCCACAAGGUGCGCGUCAACGGCCUCGCCCCCGGCGUGUUUCCCAGCGAGAUGACGGCCGGGGAGAGCGACGAGUUCCAGAAGAGCCACAUCGAGAAGGAGAAGUAUGAGGAGAAGGUGCCUGCGGGCCGGCCGGGAAGGGAUAUCGACAUGGCACAGGGGGUGCUGGGUCUGGUGUGUAACCAGUAUAUUGACGGGCACACGCUGGUCGUGGAUGGGGGCUAUGUACUGGCAGCGGGGCAGUAA